This is a messenger RNA of Lactuca virosa, 1715 nucleotides long. Lineage: Eukaryota; Viridiplantae; Streptophyta; Magnoliopsida; Asterales; Asteraceae. The record is from the annotation of a GenBank genome assembly.
CAUCACUAUCUCUCUACUUACUAUCUCUACAAUGUCUUCCUCUGCUGCUCUCUGCAUUCACAAUAACUCUCAAUCCGUGCUUAGCUUCCAGCUAUUCCUCUGCGUUGUCGUUUUCGUCUCCGUUUUUGCUUUCUUCCUUGCUCCCGGCGGUCUCGCAUGGGCUCUGUCGAAAUCCCGGACGAAAACCGCCAUUCCUGGUCCUUCGGGGUUCCCCAUUUUAGGGCUUCUGUUUGCUUUCACCUCGCCUUUGACUCAUCGAAUCCUUGCGAAACUCUCUACCACCUUCAAUGCUACGUCUUUAAUGGCGUUUUCUGUUGGGUUUACUCGUUUUGUUAUCUCGAGUCAUCCAGAAACGGCCAAGGAGAUACUGAAUAGCUCUGCUUUUGCUGAUCGGCCGGUGAAGGAGUCGGCGUAUGAGCUUUUAUUUCAUCGUGCGAUGGGGUUUGCUCCUUAUGGUGAGUAUUGGCGUAACCUUAGAAGAAUCUCGGCUACUCAUUUGUUUAGCCCUAAAAGGAUAUCGAGUUUUGGCGGGUUUAGGGAGAAAAUCGGGUUAAAAAUGGUGGAUCAAGUUUCCUCGUCCAUGGAUCGUAAUGGAUUCGUGGAAGUUAAGAAGCUGCUUCAUUUUGCUUCGUUAAACAAUGUGAUGAUGUCUGUGUUCGGAAAAUCAUACGAAGAUUUCGAUGGAAACAGCGGUGGAGAUGGGUAUGAGCUUGAGAAGCUUGUGAGUGAAGGAUACGAGCUGCUCGGAAUCUUCAACUGGAGCGACCAUUUUCCUAUCAUAAGUUGGUUUGAUUUUCAGGGGGUUAGGAAGAGAUGCAGAGAUUUAGUCACUAGGGUCAAUGUUUUCGUAAAAGAAAUCAUCAACGAACACCGUGUAAGGAGGUCCGAGAACGGCGGAACUACGUCGGCUGAAGACGGCGAUUUCGUUGAUGUUUUGCUUGAUUUAGAAUUGGAAAACAAAUUUACUGAUGCCGACAUGAUCGCUGUUCUCUGGGAAAUGAUCUUCAGAGGAACUGACACGGUGGCGAUACUGCUGGAAUGGAUUCUUGCUAGAAUGGUAUUACACCCAGACAUACAAUCAAAAGCACAAGCAGAAAUCGAAACUGUUGUCGGGUCGGGUCGUCCAGUUUCCGUAACGGACCUACCGCACCUGCCAUAUCUCCAUGCAAUUGUGAAAGAAACCCUACGGAUGCAUCCACCGGGCCCACUUCUAUCAUGGGCUCGACUUGCAGUCCACGAUACGCAAGUGGGUCCACACAUGAUUCCUGCCGGAACGACGGCCAUGGUCAACAUGUAUGCCAUAACCCAUGACGACUGUAUCUGGGUUGAACCCGAAAAGUUUAACCCGAAUAGGUUUAUAAACGAGGACAUUUCGAUAAUGGGUUCGGAUCUCCGCUUGGCUCCGUUUGGUGCGGGUCGUAGGGUUUGCCCCGGAAAAGUAAUGGGUUUGGCUACGGUCCAGCUCUGGUUAGCUCAAUUACUUCACAACUUCAAAUGGGUCCGGUCCGGGUCGGACACUGAUGCGGUUGAUUUGUCAGAGUGUUUGAAGAUGUCAUUGGAAAUGAAGAAACCAUUGGUUUGCGAGGUUGUGGCUAGGGUUUGAUGACGUGGCAAGGGAUUGAUUAGUUAAUCAUAGUUAAGUUUACCAUCACUAUCCAUUUUCAUUUUUAGUAGUUAAGGGGGUAAUUUUGGUAUUUCAAGAAGUUGGGCGAGGG